This is a messenger RNA of Populus nigra (black poplar), 1944 nucleotides long. Its product is annotated as ERAD-associated E3 ubiquitin-protein ligase HRD1B-like. The transcript has 8 exons. The record is from RefSeq and is a predicted model, not a curated record. The coding region runs from base 169 to 1860 and encodes 563 amino acids. Lineage: Eukaryota; Viridiplantae; Streptophyta; Magnoliopsida; Malpighiales; Salicaceae.
CUCGACAUGUAUCAUCAUAACGGAUCAACGAACAAGGUCUCCUUUUUCUUCUCCUGGAAAAUCUAAAGCCACAAACACCACCGCAUAGAGUUCGAAAGCAAUCUUUUAAUUUUUUGAUUUUUAGCGUUACAGGAAUAGCUAUAUUCUUACAAAGAUUGGCUCGAAAAAAUGAUGCGGCUGCGCACAUACGCGAGCCUCAGUUUGGUGGGUGCUCUAGCUGUAACUUAUCAUGCAUUCAACAGUAGAGGCCAGUUUUACCCAGCUAUGGUUUAUUUAUCCACGUCUAAGAUCACUUUAGUCCUUCUUCUCAACAUGGGUUUAGUCAUUAUGUGCAUUUUAUGGCAAUUCAUUAAGCGGCUCUUCCUUGGUUCCCUCCGUGAAGCUGAAGUUGAGAGGUUGAAUGAGCAGUCGUGGAGAGAGCUCAUGGAAAUUCUCUUUGCCAUUACUAUUUUUAGGCACGACUUCUCCGUAACCUUUCUUGCCAUGGUCACCACCUUGUUAUUAAUCAAGUCUCUGCAUUGGUUGGCUCAAAAGAGGGUUGAAUACAUUGAGACAACACCAUCUGUUAACUGGUUAUCUCAUGUUCGGAUUGUUUCUUUUCUGGGUUUCCUUUUUCUCCUAGACAGCCUGUUUUUGUACAGUUCUGUAAAGUAUUUGCUUGAAACAAGGCAGGCUUCAGUGUCUCUCUUCUUCUCGUUCGAGUACAUGAUACUGGCGACAACAACUGUGUCAACAUUUGUAAAAUAUGUUUUCUAUGUGAGCGACAUGCUUAUGGAAGGACAAUGGGAAAAAAAGCCUGUUUACACCUUUUAUUUGGAAUUUGUUCGGGACUUGCUUCACUUGUCUAUGUAUCUGUGCUUCUUCCUUGUCAUUUUCAUGAACUAUGGUUUGCCCUUACACUUAAUACGGGAGCUUUAUGAGACACUCAGGAAUUUCAAAAUUCGUGUUGCUGAUUACAUUCGAUAUAGGAAGAUCACUUCCAAUAUGAAUGAUCGGUUUCCAGAUGCAACAGCUGAAGAGAUUGAUGCAAGUGAUGCAACCUGUAUUAUUUGUCGUGAAGAGAUGACCACAGCCAAGAAGUUAUUAUGUGGACAUCUUUUUCAUGUUCAUUGUCUGCGUUCAUGGUUGGAGCGACAACAUACUUGCCCUACAUGCAGAGCCCUAGUUGUACCACCUGAAAAUGGUGUCAAUGCAGCUGGAGGACAACAUGGAGCACAACCAGAUACUCACCAACAGGAAACUGGCACUGCAACAUCUGCAACUCGGAUUUCAGCUGGUGGAGUGGCUGAUGAUAGUUUGAGCAGGAAUCAGGUCAGACUCCAAGCUGCUGCUGCUGCCGCUUCUGUAUAUGAGAAGUCAUUCACAUAUCCUUCAGCAAACACUAUAAUGUGGUCACCUGGAUAUGCCUUAGUCCCUCAGGUUCAGAGGCCUUUGGCUGACACCACUAAUAUGGAGCCAAGUGGAGAUCAAGGUGUCGUUGGACAACCACGGCUGCAAUUUUCUAUCCAAGGUGGACCCUCAAACUUGACCUUGCCUCAACUUCCCCACUGUGUCUUUGUCCCCUUUCAGGCACCUGGUGCUUGUGUGUAUCAGGGAGAGAGAACGUGCAGUACACCAGACUCUGAGUUGGAAGCUCAGAAAAAGUUUCUUCAACAUCAGAUUGAGGUCCUGCAAAGUCAGCUCCAACUACUACAGAAGCCGGAGACUGAGGAAAACAUGCUUUUGGCUCCCACUACAUCAUCAGAUAAUAAAGGCAAGACUGUUGCAUCAUCACCCUCUGUAUCAGAGUCUGGUUAUCACGCAGAGAUUGGCCAGACUGAUGAUGCUGACGCAGCAAAUAACGUAGAUCUCAAGCUUUAAGGUUGCAAACUCUAGUAUAUUUUUUUUUUUGAAAUUUGAAUAAUAGUCUUGAUCUUAAUAAAAUAAACUAGAUAUUUCUAUUUA